AAGGAGUUGAGAGAGAGAGAGAGAGAGAGAGAGAGAGCGGGUACUGCCUGACUACGCUGUAGCCCCGCUCCCCCCUAUCGACACUGUACGGAAUCCAAACCGGCCAACUUGGGGUUUCAUCUUGUUUACAAAGAUAGCUAAAAAAACACUGCUGAACGGGGAAGGCGAGCCCCAUGAGUCGGCCUCGUGGAUUGCAUCGACAUAAUGGAUCUGUCUAAAAUGGGUAUGAUACAGCUCCAGAACCCCAACCACCCCACUGCCCUGCUUCAGAAGGCCAACCAGAUGCGUCUGGCCGGGACCCUGUGUGACGUGGUCAUCAUGGUAGACAACCAGGAGUUUCACGCUCACCGGACUGUGCUAGCCUGCACAAGCAAAAUGUUUGAGAUCCUCUUCCAUCGCAGCAGUCAGCAUUACACCCUGGACUUUCUUUCUCCAAAGACCUUUCAGCAGAUUCUGGAGUAUGCUUACACUGCGACGCUCCAGGCCAAGGUGGAGGACUUGGACGAUCUUCUGUAUGCAGCAGAGAUCCUGGAGAUUGAAUACCUGGAAGAGCAAUGCCUCAAGAUCCUGGAAACCAUCCAAUCUUCAGAUGACAAUGACACAGAGGUCAACCUUAAUGACGGGAGCACAGAGGAGGAUGAUGAGCGCAAAGGCCACAAUGGAGCCAAGAACUCCAAAAAACAUUCCAUGCAGAGUCCCUAUCUGUCAGGUGCCCAGCAAGUCGCCAUCAUGACUGGUAUGGUGGAUCAGAGUCCCUCGGUCUCCACCUCCUUCGGUGUCUCCAACCUAAGUCCCACCAAAGCUGCCGUGGACAGCCUGAUGAGUAUCGGUCAGUCUCUGCUCCAGCAGGGCUUUGGGGGCGAGCAAGUUCUCCACGGCAUUUCCCACCCCUUGAUGACUGAGAUCAAGACUGAAAUGAUGCAAGUGGACAUGGGUGGCAACGGCCACGACAGCCCUCCUAACAUGGAGUCCAGCGCCUCCAGCAAUGGAGAACGAAGUGGGGAGGACAGGAACCGAGACGGUCCGGGAACACCUACCAGGAGCAGCGUAAUCACCAGUGCCCGCGAGCUACAUUACGUCCGCGAUGAAGUCAUGGGCGACCCUCAAGUUGACGUCAGCCAGAUGGGGCUGGAAGCAAUGGCUGGGAUGACGGAGAAACACCUCGCGUCGCUGUACUCCCUACCUGUCAAUCAUAAAUCCGAUGCCUUCAUGUCCAUGCCGGCAUCCAUGGCGGCAUCCAUGGCCUCUGCCCUCCCCAUGUCCCCAGCCCUGGCAAUGUCUAUGGACUUCAGUGCCUACGGGGGACUCCUGCCUCAGAGCUUCAUCCAGAGGGAAUUCUUCAGCAAGCUCGGGGAGCUGGCUGUGGGCAUGAAACCAGACGGGAGGAACCAGCACGAGCGUUGCAAUGUUUGCGGUGCAGAACUACCAGAUAACGAAGCCGUGGAGCAGCACAGGAAGAUGCACAGUGGAAUGAAGACCUACGGCUGUGAGCUGUGUGGAAAGAGCUUCCUGGACAGCCUCCGUCUACGGAUGCAUUUGCUGUCUCAUUCAGCUGGUGAGAAGGCCAUCGUGUGUGACCAGUGUGGCGCCCAGUUCCAAACGGAGGAAGCCCUGGAGUCUCAUCGGAAGAUCCACACCGGGUCCGACAUGGCCAUCUUCUGCCUGCUUUGCGGCAAGCGUUUCCAGACCCAGCCGGCGCUGCAGCAGCACAUGGAAGUCCACGCCGGCGUUCGCAGCUACAUUUGCAGCGAAUGCAACCGGACUUUCCCCAGCCACACUGCACUCAAGCGUCACCUACGCUCGCACACAGCAGGGGACCAUCCGUACGAGUGCGAGUUCUGCGGGAGCUGCUUCCGAGAUGAGAGCACGCUGAAGGGCCACAAGCGCAUCCACACCGGGGAGAAGCCCUAUGAAUGUAACGGCUGCGGGAAGAAGUUCAGCCUCAAGCACCAGCUGGAAACCCACUACCGUGUGCACACAGGUGAGAAGCCAUUUGAGUGCAAGCUUUGCCACCAGCGAUCCAGGGACUACUCGGCCAUGAUCAAGCACCUGCGCACCCACAACGGCGCCUCGCCCUACCAAUGCACCAUCUGCCUGGAUUACUGCGCCAGCCUGUCAGCCAUGCAGAAGCACAUGAAAGGCCACAAGCCCGAAGACGUCCCCUCAGACUGGCGCAUAGAGAAGACCUACCUGUACCUCUGCUAUGUCUGAGGCCCGGGAGAGUAGACGAAGAUGGAGAGGGGGAGGGUACGCGUGAGGGUGUAGGUGUGGGCGGGGUUGAGAGGUAAGGGGGAAUGUAAUUGAGCGGAUAGGAGGCUGUAGUGGAGCGUUGACCAUUUAGGAAUGUCGACGGCAAGAGGAACCCCCCUCCCCCGAAAGAGAGAGGGUUCGUUUUUUUUCUUCUGUUUUUACUUUUCAUGCAAAGGCGCCGCCGGGCCGACGCGGUUAAAGGGUGGUGAUAGUGGGACAAAAGUGCUAAGAAGAGGAGGAGGAAGACUUGGACACGGAGCGAGAGAGAGAGAGAGAUUCUCCACCAUAGUUCGGAUUCACCGGGUCAUUCACUACAUCUGCAACUGUGUUAUUGUUUCAGGUCAUUUCAUGCGGCGCCAUAGAGCGAGCGAAGCUGCAAGGAAGUGACUUUUUGGAUGCUGCCGUGAGUGAGAAAGCAGAUUCUCAAGGGCUAUCUGAACCUGCACAUGCUUGGCAUCACUCCUUUUUUUUUUUUUUUUUCUUUUUUUUUUUUGGGAGAUUUUUUGUUUCGUUUUGUUCCAUUUUUUAUAUGGUUUGUUUGCCUUCGCCCUGCUUAAUCAUACUAGUUUCAAUCACGUGAGCAAAAUCCCCCCCCCCCCCACACACCAGUCCAUCAUCCAACCAGGUUUCGAUGAACCGUUGGCUUUCAGAAGCCAAAAAUACCUUCUCCACAAACCUCGAUGCGAUGGUAGUUAUGAAGCCACAACAAAGUUAUCUCGGGGAACUGAGACAUAUUUUCCAACAGUUUCACCUCCCCAAACAACCCGGAUUAAAUAAACAUAUGCUGCAGAGUUUGAUAUAAACUGCAUUGGACGAUCAUGUUCCUUGAUACUUUCCAUCCCCGAUGGGAGAUUUAUCUGUUUUGCAACUUCCAGGCAUUUCUAGCUACGCACGUAGACACACAGGUCGUCAGGGUAACCCCGUUCGUACAUGAGAUCCUUUCCGACCCCGGCGGUGGCGGUGAGAUAGCCCCUGAGAAUCGAAACAGUUGAACUGGAUGAAUGGGAGCACAAAAAUACUGCAAACCAAGCACCCGUUUGGUUGUUAUGGAGAUGCUAGUGCUGCUUUUUUUUUUUUUUUUUUUUUUGGGGGGGGGGGGGGAGUCUUCCCCCAGUUUUCUCAGCAGUCUUCCUGGUUCUGCAUCUCGGUCAGAUGAGGGCCGGAGAACGUUGAGUCGCCGCUGGCCACCCCGCGGUUCUCGGGGUGCCGACUUGUGUCACUUUUCAAUCGUCUAUUUUUUUAGCUCUACGUCAUAGUUUAUCGUGGCUUGAUUGCACAGGUCAAACUAAUUUACGACAACGGUCUCUUGUUUGAUGUCUGCAAGCUAUAUAUAUAUUUUCCAUUAAACAAUAACUGGCUAUUACAGUAUGCCACAUUUAAACCCAGCAUAUCCACCUACUCGGCCAUAGAUAACUGGACUGCUUAUAUCGUGUACAUUUAACCAGACCUAUCAUUAUCUCAAACUAAUGAUGAACUACACAAACUGACACAGUUUUGGGGGGGGGGGGGGGCUGCUUUUUCGUGGGAGUCCCGUGACUUCGACUGCUCGUCGUGAAUGUUGAAGGAGGGCUGGGAAUGCCUUCGCUCGCGCACCUUUUUUACGUUUGGUGGGGUGGCAGGUUGAAGACCGUUAUGUGGUAUCCAAACAUGAAUGUGAAUGACUGAGUCAGCUCAGCACUCGGCUGGUGUCGAAAUGCAUCGCGGGUUAAUGCCGGUCUUUCAAUGGAAGUCAGAAACCUGUAAUUCCCACCUCGGAGGUUGUUGUUACUCUAACCCCCCCCCCAUCCAACAUUCAGAUGCAGUUCCCCAUGCAACGCGCUUUUAGCUCGCAGCUGUAAAAUUCUAUUUCACAUUUUUUUUUAAAACCAUCGGGGGGUGUUCUGGGUAAGAUUAGACAAAAAUGAUCUGACAGAAGGGUCUGGAACAUAUCACAUAAUCAAGACCGUGACGUCCUGUGAUGUUCAAAAAUUCAAACAUUUAACGUGCACUGAUAAAAGGUGGUAAAGCGGAUGGAAUUUUCUUUUUUGAGAACAUCCCCCCCAACCCCCUUCGCCCCUUUAGGGCCCCUUAUCCUGUCGUCGACAUCGCAGGUACAUUUGUUUAAAUGGCGCCUAAAAUUCCUAAAACAUUGACAUUGACUGCAUCUUGAUUAUUUUUUUAUUUUUUUUGUUGUUCGAGAAGAAGGUGGGAAUUUCUGACGCCUCUGAAACGCAUCAUUAGACCUAAAUGACUGACGCCGCCGCAGGUAUUAUGGUUGAACCCACGGCUUUAAUGUCACAGCGUUGCCGUGGGUGAUCACCCAUCCAAAUAGCCAGUGGGGGGAAAAAAGAGGGGAAAAUCACUGAUGGGACAAGACACUGCCCAGCAGCUUAGGGGGGGGAGGGGGGCGACCAGUAAGACGACAGAAUGAAUCGACUCUUUCUCUGUGGUUUUGUCCCUGCGUUUCGUCUCUCGCUCGUCUCUCUGUCGUCGUCGUUGUUGUUGUUGUCGUCGUCGUCGUCGUCGUCGUUGUUGCCGUCGUUGCUGUUGUUGCCGUUCUUGCUGUUGUUACUAUUGACCUUGAGUUUGAUCUCAACGCAUCGUACUUGAAUUACUUCGUUUUGUGACCUCAUGUUGCUCGUGUGUGUAUUUUAAUUUUUCCCUUUUGUUGGGGGUGGGGUUUCAUUGGCACACCUUCUGUGUGUGUGUGUGUGUGUGUGUGUGUGCGCGCGCGCGCGCGCGUGUGUGUGUGUUCAUGAGUGUGCGUCGAAAAAAGGAUGCAUUGCACGAUGUGAUGAAGCAAUGUGUACGCAGAGAAAUUAAGUGCCGCGGUGAAGAGAUUUAGUUUUUGUCAUGUUGUGUAUUUCUUUGUGCAUUACUUGUUACCAAACUUGGUAUUAUUAACCCCGCUUGUUAAAGAGACGGAAGGUUUGGUCGGUCGUUAUAAAAGCUACCUCUAAGUUUUGUUUUUCUUUUUUUGGGGGGGGGGGCAAAAGCACAUUUUUAUUUUUGUGUUUUGCAUUAUUUUAUCAUUGCUACUUCAUCUCAUGCUUCUUUCUUUUCUUCAAAAGUUGAUUUACGAUUGUCUGUGUGUAUAAAAGCAUAAGAGAUAACACAAGUAGAGGUUGAUAGGAUUUGGAAAGUAAUUCAAAUGGAUUUUUUUCAUUCUCCUCUUAUACUCCCCCCCCCCCUCCUCCUGCACCUCCAACAACAGAAGAGCAGAGAAAGAAAAAAAACAAACAAUUUUGAAGCCUUAAGUGAUGAGGGAUGCGCGGCAGAUGAGAGGAAGUACUAUUGCUGUCAAGAGGGUUUAAAAACAAGAAUUAAAACUUGAAAAUAUGUGAAUAGAAGUGUAGUUUUGUAAUGUGAAAAAAUUUAAAAAAAGAAGGUUCAUCAUCAAAAAAAGAAAAAGGAAAAACACUGAACCGCCCAGGACAGGUCAUAUGUGCAGUGAUGCAGAAGUGCGUUGGACAAUUGGAACUGCAAGUGGUAAUCAAAAAAAAAAAAAAAAAAAAAGAAAA
This is a messenger RNA of Cyclopterus lumpus (lumpfish), 5750 nucleotides long. It is a transcript of the gene zbtb16a, whose product is annotated as zinc finger and BTB domain containing 16a. Lineage: Eukaryota; Metazoa; Chordata; Actinopteri; Perciformes; Cyclopteridae. Gene Ontology annotation, cellular component: nucleus. The transcript has 7 exons. Gene Ontology annotation, biological process: regulation of transcription by RNA polymerase II. The coding region runs from base 205 to 2211 and encodes 668 amino acids. Gene Ontology annotation, molecular function: protein binding; DNA-binding transcription factor activity, RNA polymerase II-specific; RNA polymerase II cis-regulatory region sequence-specific DNA binding. The record is from RefSeq and is a predicted model, not a curated record.